Pan troglodytes (chimpanzee) is the source of this 4723-nucleotide messenger RNA. RefSeq names its product diacylglycerol kinase theta (gene DGKQ). Gene Ontology annotation, cellular component: membrane. The record is from RefSeq and is a predicted model, not a curated record. Gene Ontology annotation, molecular function: ATP-dependent diacylglycerol kinase activity. NCBI's taxonomy places the organism in Eukaryota, Metazoa, Chordata, Mammalia, Primates, Hominidae. Gene Ontology annotation, biological process: phospholipase C-activating G protein-coupled receptor signaling pathway. The coding region runs from base 85 to 3000 and encodes 971 amino acids. The transcript has 23 exons.
CCCGGCUGCGCGGCGCGGCAGUGUAGCGGCGGCUCCUGUACCCCCAGCGCGGACCUAAAGGGGCUCGGGCCGCUCGGGCCGGGAAUGGCGGCGGCGGCCGAGCCCGGGGCCCGCGCCUGGCUGGGCGGCGGCUCCCCGCGCCCCGGCAGCCCGGCCUGCAGCCCCGUGCUGGGCUCAGGAGGCCGCGCGCGCCCGGGGCCGGGGCCGGGGCCGGGACCCGAGCGGGCGGGCGCCAGAGCCCCGGGCCCCGCUGCCACGCCGGGACACAGCUUCCGGAAGGUGACGCUCACCAAGCCCACCUUCUGCCACCUCUGCUCCGACUUCAUCUGGGGGCUGGCCGGCUUCCUGUGCGACGUCUGCAAUUUCAUGUCUCAUGAGAAGUGCCUGAAGCACGUGAGGAUCCCGUGCACGAGUGUGGCACCCAGCCUGGUCCGGGUUCCUGUAGCCCACUGCUUCGGCCCCCGGGGGCUCCACAAGCGCAAGUUCUGUGCUGUCUGCCGCAAGGUCCUGGAGGCGCCGGCGCUCCACUGUGAAGUGUGUGAGCUGCACCUCCACCCAGACUGUGUGCCCUUCGCCUGCAGUGACUGCCGCCAGUGCCACCAGGAUGGGCACCAGGACCACGACACCCAUCACCACCACUGGCGGGAGGGGAACCUGCCCUCGGGAGCGCGCUGCGAGGUCUGCAGGAAGACGUGCGGCUCCUCUGACGUGCUGGCCGGCGUGCGCUGCGAGUGGUGCGGGGUCCAGGCGCACUCCGUCUGCUCCGCGGCGCUGGCUCCUGAGUGUGGCUUCGGGCGUCUGCGCUCCCUGGUCCUGCCCCCCGCGUGCGUGCGCCUUCUGCCCGGCGGCUUCAGCAAGACGCAGAGCUUCCGCAUCGUGGAGGCCGCGGAGCCGGGCGAGGGGGGCGACGGCGCCGACGGGAGCGCUGCCGUGGGUCCAGGCAGAGAGACACAGGCAACUCCGGAGUCCGGGAAGCAAACGCUGAAGAUCUUUGAUGGCGACGACGCGGUGAGGAGAAGCCAGUUCCGCCUCGUCACGGUGUCCCGCCUGGCUGGUGCCGAGGAGGUGCUGGAGGCCGCACUGCGGGCCCACCACAUCCCCGAGGACCCUGGCCACCUGGAGCUGUGCCGGCUGCCCCCUUCCUCUCAGGCCUGUGACGCCUGGGCUGGGGGCAAGGCCGGGAGUGCUGUGAUCUCGGAGGAGGGCAGAAGCCCCGGGUCCGGUGAGGCCACGCCAGAGGCCUGGGUCAUCCGGGCUCUGCCGCGGGUCCAGGAGGUCCUGAAGAUCUACCCUGGCUGGCUCAAGGUGGGCGUGGCCUAUGUGUCCGUGCGAGUGACCCCGAAGAGCACGGCCCGCUCCGUGGUGCUGGAGGUCCUGCCGCUGCUUGGCCGCCAGGUGCGUACCCUGUGCCUGCUCCCCAUGCCGGCCAGACUCGGUGGGGGGUCGCUGUCCCCAGGAGGCCAGGCCACCAUCCCAGCCCAGGCCGAGGGUCCCGAGAGCUUCCAGCUGGUGGAGGUGGCGAUGGGCUGCAGGCAUGUCCAGCGGACGAUGCUGAUGGACGAACAGCCCCUGCUGGACCGGCUACAGGACAUCCGGCAGAUGUCCGUGCGGCAGGUGAGCCAGACGCGGUUCUACGUGGCAGAGAGCAGGGAUGUAGCCCCGCACGUCUCCCUGUUUGUUGGCGGCCUGCCUCCCGGCCUGUCUCCCGAGGAGUACAGCAGCCUGCUGCAUGAGGCCGUGGCUACCAAAGCCACCGUGGUGUCCGUGAGUCACGUCUACUCCUCCCAAGGCGCGGUAGUGUUGGACGUUGCCUGCUUUGCGGAGGCUGAGCGGCUGUACAUGCUGCUGAAGGACAUGGCUGUGCGGGGCCGGCUGCUCACUGCCCUGGUGCUCCCCGACCUGCUGCACGCGAAGCUGCCCCCAGACAGCUGUCCCCUCCUUGUGUUCGUGAACCCCAAGAGUGGAGGGCUCAAGGGCCGAGACCUGCUCUGCAGCUUCCGGAAGUUACUGAACCCUCAUCAGGUCUUCGACCUGACCAACGGAGGUCCUCUUCCCGGGCUCCACCUGUUCUCCCAGGUGCCCUGCUUCCGGGUGCUGGUGUGUGGUGGCGAUGGCACUGUGGGCUGGGUGCUUGGCGCCCUGGAGGAGACACGGUACCGACUGGCCUGCCCGGAGCCUUCUGUGGCCAUCCUGCCCCUGGGCACAGGGAAUGACCUUGGUCGAGUCCUCCGCUGGGGGGCGGGCUACAGCGGCGAGGACCCGUUCUCCGUACUGCUGUCUGUGGAUGAGGCCGACGCCGUGCUCAUGGACCGCUGGACCAUCCUGCUGGAUGCCCACGAGGCUGGCAGUGCAGAGAACGGCACGGCAGACGCAGAGCCCCCCAAGAUCGUGCAGAUGAGUAACUACUGUGGCAUUGGCAUCGACGCGGAGCUGAGCCUGGACUUCCACCAGGCACGGGAAGAGGAGCCUGGCAAGUUCACAAGCAGGCUGCACAACAAGGGUGUGUACGUGCGGGUGGGGCUGCAGAAGAUCAGUCACUCUCGGAGCCUGCACAAGCAGAUCCGGCUGCAGGUGGAGCGGCAGGAGGUGGAGCUGCCCAGUAUUGAAGGCCUCAUCUUCAUCAACAUCCCCAGCUGGGGCUCGGGGGCUGACCUGUGGGGCUCCGACAGCGACACCAGGUUUGAGAAGCCGCGUAUGGAUGACGGGCUGCUGGAGGUUGUGGGCGUGACGGGCGUCGUGCACAUGGGCCAGGUCCAGGGUGGGCUGCGCUCCGGAAUCCGGAUUGCCCAGGGUUCCUACUUCCGAGUCACACUCCUCAAGGCCACCCCGGUGCAGGUGGACGGGGAGCCCUGGGUCCAGGCCCCGGGGCACAUGAUCAUCUCAGCUGCUGGCCCUAAGGUGCACAUGCUGAGGAAGGCCAAGCAGAAGCCGAGGAGGGCCGGGACCACCAGGGAUGCCCGGGCGGAUGCUGCGCCUGCCCCUGAGGGCGAUCCUAGGUAGGGGUGGCUGGGGCAGCCCAAGGGCUUGAGCCGUCUCUGUCCCUGCCAGCCUUGUUUUCAGAUGGUCUGGAGGCAGCUCCACGUCCACACAGUGGCCGGCCCUGUGGUCGGACCUGGCUACAGCCCUGACCGCAGCAUCUUCCAGCGGGACCAGCCCUCAUCCCAUUGGUGACACAUGUUGGUGUCACAGCCCUCAUCCCACUGGAGACUGGUGUGCGGGUGGCAGUGUUUCCCCGUGUCCCGGGUGGGUGCAGGGCUCUGGAUGGCGAGCCCUCUGCCCUGUGGGGGCCUGGUCCUCUCCUCAGGGGUGGGCACCCAUCCCUCUCCCCACUGAGCCCCUUGAGCUGGACAGUGCUGGAUGCAGGCCGUCCAGGUGGGUCUGAUCUCACUUUGUGCCCCUCGGGCUGUCCCCCUGGCCAGUCCUUCAGAGCAGCAGGCUCCCUGGUGUGUCCCUGCCCUGGCAGACACAGGCUGCCAGUCCCUCCAGCCUCACCUCCCCACCCUGGGCAGCAGGUGUGGGCAGCGUGUGAGGCUGCCGGGUGGUGGUGACUGGUGACUUCCUUGUGUUCAGGGAAGGGAGAAGGUGCCUUCCCUUGUUUUCUGGCCUUGUUAUAUACAGAUGGCAGCUUGGACCUCAGGUACAGCUCCGGGGCAGGCAGUGCCCAGCUGGACCUGGUGGCCCUUUCCUAGUGCCUCUGCUGGGGGAGGAGAACCUCUGUCCACAUGGAGGCUAAGAGGUCUCAGGUGCUGCCCUGGCAGCACCAGAGUGUGGGCCAGGCCUGAGUGUCUGCCCCUCGGCCCUCAGGGUGGGGCACUUAGCACCCAGAAGGGACCAAAAGCAGGGCAUGGCGGUGCAGAGGAGUUUGGGAGGUGUAAACAGCCCAUGCACGUGGAGGAGGAGCUGGCUUUCAGCCCCAGACCCCACACUAGCACUUUCCACGCUGCUUGCCCGCUGUUGAUGUGCAGUUCCCAGUGCCUGUGUGAGCCGACAUCUGCUCAGUCAUAUCCCUCGUCAGCGUGUGGAGACCCAGCUCCUGCAGCGCCCCUGCUCCCACGCCCCCAGACAGCUUGGUGGAGGGUCCUGCAUCUGGGCCAGGCUGGGGUGCACCCAGCCAAAGACAAAGCUGCCUCCACGUGCCCAAGGAUUCAGAUGGCGCACUGGCCCCGGGAGGAGUCUGACCAAAAAUGGAGCCCACUCUGUGGGAAGCCCCUGACUCCCCCACGAGAAACGGUCCCACGGUGCGGAUCUCCCCCUUCCCUAGUGGGGCACAGCUGGCCUGGGCCUCCGAUGCUGCGGAGCUUUCCUGGGUGUGGCUUUGACCUCAGAAGUGGCUCUGGUUUGGCCUCAGGAGUGUGGCCUGGCCCAGCCAGCUGCAGCCUCCUGGGGGGGCCCUUGAUGCCACUAAUCCCCCGACCCCCCGCUUCUGCCAAACUGCACAGACACACGCAUUGUAAGGCCGCUUGUGGCCUCCAGCGUGCACUCUUGUUUACAUCAUUGUCAUCUUCAAGACCAGUCCUUCGUGAUUAGUUUUCCUUGCGAGCUCUGGUGUGGACUGUGGUCUGUAUGAAUCGUGUGUAACUGUGGUGAGGGGCUUGUCCUGUAUGUGAGUCUGUACCCAGGUGGGGUCUGUGCCCUGCACACCAGGCCCCUCUGUAUUUAUCGCUGCCUGAAUGCAACAGUAAUUUAUAUCCAGGACAAAUACAGUCUGGGCGUCACUAUCCUA